Messenger RNA from Tauraco erythrolophus (red-crested turaco), 1229 nucleotides. Lineage: Eukaryota; Metazoa; Chordata; Aves; Musophagiformes; Musophagidae. The record is from RefSeq and is a predicted model, not a curated record.
UAAAGGAAAUGAAGAUGGAGAGACAGUUAUUGUUGAAAAAGACCAUUUUAUGGAUGAGUUUUUCCAACAGGUUGAGGAACUUAGAAAUAAUAUAGCAAAAAUAGCACAAAAUGUGGAAGAAGUGAAGAAGCAGCACAGCAUUAUCCUGUCAGCACCAAAUCCUGAAGGAAGAACAAAGGAAGAACUUGAAGAAUUAAAUGAGGAAAUAAAGAGGAUUGCUAAUAAAGUCCGAGCCAGGUUAAAGGCUAUUGAACAAAGUUUUGAUCAGGGCGAAAAUGCUAAUCGGACAUCAGUGGAUCUCAGGAUAAGAAAAACACAGCACUCUGUAUUAGCUCACAAGUUUGUGGAGGUCAUGACGGAAUACAACGAGACCCAAACUCUUUUUCGAGAACGCAGCAAAGGUCGGAUACAGAGACAAUUAGAGAUAACUGGAAAGACCACCACUGAUGAGGAACUGGAAGAAAUGUUAGAAAGUGGUAAUCCUUCAAUUUUCACUUCUGAUAUUAUAUCAGACUCUCAAAUAACUAGGCAAGCUCUGAAUGAAAUUGAGUCACGUCACAAGGAUAUCAUGAAACUGGAAUCUAGCAUACGGGAACUACAUGAAAUGUUUAUGGACAUGGCAAUGUUUGUUGAGACUCAGGGUGAAAUGAUCAACAACAUAGAAAAGAACGUGAUGAAUGCAUCAGAUUACGUGGAACAUGCAAAAGAAGAGACAAAAAAGGCAGUUAAAUAUCAAAGUAAAGCACGAAGGAAAUUGAUGUUCAUAAUUAUAUGUGUAACUAUAUUGCUUCUGAUACUUGGAAUUAUCCUAGCAACAACACUAUCAUAGCAAGCACAUUCCAAGAGUUACGAACCUGCAGAAACUCCAAAAUAUAUCUUCAGUAAAACCAAACCUUUUUUAAUAAAUGAUGCCUUACGCUGUUCCAUGAUGAUGACCUACAACUACUGGUUAAAAAUUAAAACAAAAGUCACUCUUAAUGUUUACUCAUAAAUGAAGAUCACUGUGUAUUAGGAUAUGUAUGGGUUUUCAUCAUAAACUACACAUUUGUAAGACUGAAACUUGCUCUUAAUUAUUCUGAACGAAAGGAUUUUUUUCGUAUCUCAGUGUUAACAAACAGUUUAAUAGGGAGUUGAGAGAUAUGAGUUUUGACUGUUUGGCUUUUUUUUUCCCCAUUGCUAAUAUAAUUCUAACUACGAAUUUUAGUACCAUACCAGUGCUGCUUUUGUUA